This is a messenger RNA of Equus quagga, 1773 nucleotides long. It is a transcript of the gene HNRNPAB, whose product is annotated as heterogeneous nuclear ribonucleoprotein A/B. Bases 234 to 1235 code for a protein of 333 amino acids. Gene Ontology annotation, cellular component: nucleoplasm. Gene Ontology annotation, biological process: regulation of gene expression. Gene Ontology annotation, molecular function: RNA binding. Lineage: Eukaryota; Metazoa; Chordata; Mammalia; Perissodactyla; Equidae. The transcript is spliced from 8 exons. The record is from RefSeq and is a predicted model, not a curated record.
GGCAUUGUCAGGCGGCGGCGGCGCGCGGGCCCGAGGGAGUGUGUGUUGGUGGUUUGCGGGCGGCGGCGGCCUAGGAGAAGGCGUGAGGUCGCGGCGGCUCCGUCGGCGGACGGAGGCGAGGCCCGGCAGCGCAAGCGUGAGCGCGGCCAAGCCCGCGGCACUUCCCGGCGGGUGGGGACGAGCGGGCCCCGCGGCGUCAUCGGCGGCGAGGAGCCGCCGCGCCCCGGCCUAGCAUGUCGGAAGCGGGUGAGGAGCAGCCCAUGGAGACGACGGGCGCCACCGAGAACGGACACGAGGCCGCCCCCGAGGGCGAGUCUCCGGCCGGGGCCGGCGGCGGGGCCGCGGCGGGCACUGGAGGCGGGAGCGCGGCGCCCCCGGCCGGCAACCAGAACGGCGCGGAGGGCGACCAGAUCAACGCCAGCAAGAACGAGGAGGACGCGGGAAAAAUGUUCGUUGGUGGCUUGAGCUGGGAUACCAGCAAAAAGGACCUAAAGGAUUAUUUUACCAAAUUCGGAGAGGUCGUUGACUGUACAAUAAAAAUGGAUCCCAACACUGGCCGGUCAAGAGGGUUUGGGUUUAUCCUCUUCAAAGAUGCAACUAGUGUGGAGAAGGUCCUAGACCAGAAGGAGCACAGGCUGGAUGGCCGUGUCAUUGAUCCCAAAAAGGCCAUGGCCAUGAAGAAGGACCCAGUAAAGAAAAUUUUUGUGGGGGGUCUGAAUCCAGAAGCCACUGAGGAGAAGAUCAGAGAGUACUUCGGCGAGUUUGGGGAGAUUGAAGCCAUUGAGCUUCCAAUGGAUCCAAAGUCGAACAAAAGACGAGGCUUUGUUUUCAUCACUUUUAAAGAAGAGGAACCUGUGAAGAAGGUUCUGGAGAAAAAGUUUCACACCAUCAGUGGAAGUAAGUGUGAAAUCAAGGUGGCUCAGCCCAAAGAGGUCUAUCAACAGCAGCAAUAUGGCUCUGGGGGUCGCGGGAACCGAAACCGAGGGAACCGAGGCAGCGGUGGUGGCGGUGGAAGUGGAGGAGGUCAGAGUCAGAGUUGGAAUCAGGGCUACGGCAGCUACUGGAACCAGGGCUACGGCUACCAGCAGGGCUACGGGCCCGGCUAUGGCGGCUACGACUACUCGCCCUAUGGCUAUUACGGCUACGGCCCCGGCUACGACUACAGUCAGGGUAGUACAAAUUACGGGAAGAGCCAGCGACGCGGUGGCCAUCAGAAUAACUACAAGCCAUACUGAGGCUUCGGCAGGAGUGCCCGACCGACCGCACACGCUUUGUUUGGAUAUCGAGUGAACACAAACAAUUAUGUACCAAAUUUAACUUGGCAUACUUUCUAUGGCCUGUCCCAUGUGCAUCUUAUUUAAAAUGUCCCCUGGAAAUCACUCUCCUGUUUACUAUUUCCAGAGCUCUAGUUGUUUAGGCAGCGUGUGGUGUCUCAGAGGCCGGAGCGGUAUUAUGGGCUGAUUUUAUCACCGGGUUACGCAGAACCAGAUUAGAGAGUGCUUCCCGCUGCCGCUCUGCAGCCUGGACCUGUGGACCCUGGUUGUAAAGAGUAAAUUGUAUCUUAGGAAACCAGUGUCACCUUUUUUUCACCUUUUAAUUUUAUAUUAUUUGUGUCAUACAUUUCCUGUAAUGGAAGUGUUAAUUUUACUGUACUUUUUGGUACCUUUUGGGAAUCUAAUGUAUUGUAAGGUAUUUUACACGUGUCCUGAUUUUGCCACGACCUGGAUAUUGAAGCUAUCCAAGCUUUUGAAAUAAAAAUUUAAAAACCCCCAA